Molecule: messenger RNA, 5134 nt
Organism: Octodon degus (degu)
Lineage: Eukaryota; Metazoa; Chordata; Mammalia; Rodentia; Octodontidae
Gene: Ric1
Product: RIC1 homolog, RAB6A GEF complex partner 1
Exons: 28
Coding region: 237-4532 (1431 amino acids)
Biological process (GO): intracellular protein transport; retrograde transport, endosome to Golgi
Cellular component (GO): Golgi membrane; Ric1-Rgp1 guanyl-nucleotide exchange factor complex; cytosol
Molecular function (GO): protein binding
Source: RefSeq, a predicted model, not a curated record
CUCGCCGCCCUCGCCUGGGUCUGCGCCCCGGCUCCUUCAUCGCGUAGCAUCGCGUCGGCCCGGCCCGGCCCGGCCCGGCCAGCCGGCAGAUGCCCCGACUUGCUGCAGUCGCCGCCGCCUUCGACUCUGCCGGUGGCGGUGUGGGAGGCGGGCGACCGGCCCGGGGCCGCUGAGUGUGGCAGGCGGACGGGGCCGGGGGCCGCGGGCGCUGCGGCGUCGGGGGCUCCGCGCGGACCAUGUAUUUCCUGAGCGGCUGGCCCAAGAGGCUGCUCUGCCCCGCGGGGAGCCCGGCCGAGGCGCCUUUCCACGUCCAGUCGGACCCGCAGAGGGCUUUCUUCGCCGUGCUGGCCCCGGCCCGCCUCAGCAUCUGGUACAGCCGACCUACUGUAUUAAUUGUAACCUACAAGGAACCUACAAAAUCAUCUACUCAGUUUGGAUCCUAUAAACAAGCUGAAUGGAGGCCAGACAGUACAAUGAUAGCUGUAUCAACGGCAAAUGGCUACAUCUUAUUUUUUCAUAUUACAUCUUCAAGUGGGGACAAGUACCUUUAUGAACCAGUGUAUCCCAAAGGAAGUCCACAAAUGAAGGGGACACCCCAUUUUAAGGAAGAACAGUGUGCUCCAGCAUUAAAUUUAGAGAUGAGGAAAAUAAUGGAUUUGCAGGCACCUAUCAUGAGUUUGCAGUCUGUGCUGGAAGAUCUUCUGGUUGCUACUUCAGAUGGACUUCUUCAUCUUAUUCAUUGGGAAGGAAUGACAAAUGGAAGGAAAGCCAUUAAUCUUUGCACAGUACCCUUUUCAGUAGAUCUGCAAUCGGCUAGAGUAGGUUCGUUCCUGGGCUUUACAGAUGUGCACAUCAAAGACAUGGAAUACUGUGCCACACUUGAUGGAUUUGCUGUUGUGUUUAAUGAUGGUAAAGUUGGAUUUAUUACACCAGUGUCAAGUAGAUUUACUGCAGAGCAGCUUCAUGGAGUUUGGCCACAGGAUGUUGUUGAUGGAACAUGUGUAGCAGUAAAUAACAGAUACCGGCUAAUGGCAUUUGGUUGUACAAGUGGUUGUGUCCAGGUUUAUACAAUAGAUAACACCACUGGAGCCAUGCUGCUGUCUCAUAAAUUGGAGCUAACAGCAAAACAGUAUCCUGACAUUUGGAACAAAACUGGAGCUGUUAAAUUGAUCAGAUGGUCUCCUGACAAUAGUGUUGUACUUGUGACCUGGGAAUAUGGAGGCUUUUCUUUAUGGAGUGUGUUUGGAGCCCAGCUGAUUUGUACACUUGGAGGAGAUUUUGCUUAUAGGUCUGAUGGUACCAAAAAAGAUCCCCUAAAGAUCAACUCUAUGUGCUGGGGUGCAGAAGGCUAUCACCUAUGGGUAAUCAGUGGAUCUGGAUCUCAACACACUUCCCUUGAGGCUGACCUAAGGAGUACAGUUAAACAACCCAGCAUUUUGCUAUUUCAGUUUAUCAAGAGUGUACUCACUGUAAACCCCUGUAUGAGUAACCAAGAGCAGGUAUUGCUUCAAGGAGAGGAUCGUUUGUACUUGAACUGUGGAGAGGCCUCACAAUCCCAGAACCCCAGGAAUUCCUCAGCACACUGUGAGCAUAAGCCCAGGCCAGAAAAGAGCUUAUUCGCAGAUGGAGGUUUAGAGUCUCAAGGUUUAAGCAAUUUACUUGGACAUCGGCAUUGGCAUGUUGUACAGAUUUCCAGCACCUAUCUAGAGAGCAAUUGGCCUAUACGGUUUUCAGCUAUUGAUAAACUUGGACAGAAUAUUGCUGUGGUUGGCAAGUUUGGUUUUGCACACUACUCUUUACUCACCAAAAAAUGGAAACUUUUUGGAAACAUUACUCAGGAACAAAAUAUGAUUGUGACUGGUGGCUUAGCUUGGUGGAAUGAUUUUGUGGUCCUUGCAUGUUACAACAUAAGUGACCGUCAAGAAGAACUCAGAGUAUACUUGCGAACAUCAAAUCUGGACAAUGCCUUUGCUCAUGUCACCAAGGCACAAGCAGAAACAUUACUGCUCAGUGUCUUCCGGGACAUGGUAAUAGUAUUUAGAGCAGACUGCUCAAUAUGUCUUUAUAGUAUUGAAAGAACAUCUGAUGGUUCGAAUACUACUGCUGGUAUUCAUGUUCUUCAGGAAGUCUCCAUGUCACGCUACAUUCCUCACCCUUUCCUGGUAGUAUCUGUUACUCUGACGUCUGUGAGUACAGAGAAUGGAAUCACCUUGAAAAUGCCACAGCAGGUUCGUGAUGCAGAGAGCAUUAUGCUGAACCUUGCUGGACAGCUCAUCAUGAUGCAGAGGGACAGGUCUGGCCCUCAAAUCCGAGACAAGGACAGUAACCCCAACCAAAGGAAACUUCUGCCAUUCUGUCCUCCUGUUGUACUAGCCCAGUCUGUUGAAAAUGUUUGGACUACAUGUCGAGCAAAUAAACAAAAACGUCACCUUCUGGAAGCACUCUGGCUCAGCUGUGGUGGUGCAGGGAUGAAAGUCUGGCUUCCUCUCUUCCCUAGGGACAACCGCAAGCCGCAUUCCUUCUUGUCUCAGCGGAUCAUGCUGCCUUUCCAUAUCAAUAUAUACCCCCUGGCGGUUCUGUUUGAAGAUGCGUUGGUCCUUGGUGCUGUCAAUGACACUUUACUGUAUGAUUCUUUGUACACUCGGAACAGUGCUAAGGAGCAGCUUGAGGUGCUCUUCCCUUUCUGUGUCGUGGAGAGAACCUCUCAGAUCUACCUCCACCACAUUCUACGUCAGCUGCUGGUCAGGAACCUUGGGGAGCAAGCCUUGCUCUUAGCUCAGUCUUGUGCUGCAUUACCUUACUUCCCUCAUGUGCUGGAGCUUAUGCUCCAUGAAGUGCUGGAAGAAGAAGCUACCUCACGGGAGCCCAUUCCCGACCCGCUGCUUCCCACUGUGGCAAAAUUCAUUACUGAGUUCCCCCUCUUCCUGCAGACAGUUGUGCACUGUGCCAGGAAGACUGAAUAUGCACUGUGGAAUUACCUUUUUGCAGCUGUUGGAAACCCGAAGGACUUGUUUGAAGAAUGCUUGAUGGCUCAGGAUUUGGACACAGCUGCCUCUUACCUUAUCAUUUUGCAGAAUAUGGAAGUCCCGGCAGUAAGCAGGCAACAUGCCACCCUUCUGUUCAACACAGCGCUGGAACAAGGCAAGUGGGACCUGUGCCGACACAUGAUUCGAUUUCUUAAGGCCAUUGGCUCUGGGGAAGCUGAAACACCUCCAUCCACACCUACAGCUCAGGAACCUAGUUCAAGUGGCGGAUUUGAGUUCUUCAGGAAUCGAAGCAUCAGUUUGUCCCAAUCAGCUGAAAAUGUUCCUCCUAGUAAAUUCAGCUUACAGAAAACACUAAGUAUGCCAUCUGGUCCUUCUGGAAAAAGCUUCCCUGUUUCUACUUUCAGAUGGAGCAAAGAUAGUGACAGUGCUGAGAACAUGUACAUUGACAUGAUGCUAUGGAGACAUGCUCGGCGUCUUUUAGAAGACGUCCGAUUAAAGGACCUUGGCUGCUUUGCAGCCCAGCUAGGCUUUGAGCUGAUUAGCUGGCUAUGUAAGGAGCGUACCCGUGCUGCCCGAGUAGACAACUUCGUGAUCGCCCUGAAAAGACUCCACAAAGAUUUCCUUUGGCCACUCCCCAUCAUCCCAGCAUCGUCUAUCUGUUCUCCUUUCAAAAACGGAAAAUUCCGAACAGCUACCAUGGGAGAGCAGCUAUUAAAGUCUCAGUCAGCUGACCCUUUUAUAAGCCUCGAGAUGGAUGCUGGUGUCUCAAGUAUCCAACGGAGUCAGAGCUGGCUCAGCAGCACGGGCCCAUCCCAUCAUGAGAUAGACACAGCCUCAUCCCAUGGACCACAAAUGCAAGAUGCUUUCUUAUCACCUUUGUUUACUAAAGGUGAUGAAUGCAGCAUUGGUUCAGCCACAGACCUGACUGAAAGUAGCUCCGUGGUAGAUGGAGACUGGACCAUGGUAGAUGAAAAUUUCUCUACACUCAGUUUGACUCAGUCAGAGUUGGAGCACAUCUCCAUGGAAUUGGCAAGUAAAGGACCUCACAAAUCCCAAGUCCAGCUUCGGUAUUUGCUACACGUUUUCAUGGAGGCAGGGUGUCUGGACUGGUGCAUCGUCAUAGGCCUGAUUCUUAGAGAAUCUUCAAUAAUCAAUCAGAUUUUGGUUAUUGCGCAGUCUUCAGAGGUAGAUGGAGAGAUGUUACAGAACAUAAAGACAGGACUACAUGCAGUGGACAGAUGGGCCUCUGUAGAUUGCCCUGGAUAUAAGCCAUUUUUAAACAUCAUUAAACCACAACUGAAGAAACUCAGCGAGAUAACAGAAGAACAAGUCCAGCCCGAUGCCUUCCAACCAGUAGCAGUGGGUAAGACUCCUGAACAGACUAGCCCUAGGGCAGAGGAGAGCAGGGGCUCCUCUGGCCAUGGAGGUAUCCCCCAAAGUGAGACUGGGGGUAGCAGUAUAGCUACCCGGAAAGAAGAAGACAUAGCCCAGACAGAAGAGGAGGAAUCAUUUCAGGAUGGGACUUACGACUGUUCCGUGUCCUAACAAUAGUGUAUACCAAGAAGUGAUAUAGCUGAUCAAAAGGGUGAGAUGAUCAGUUUUUCUUCUACAAGUGAUGUCCAGUUUUCCCAGCACCAUUUGUUUAAAGAGGCUGUCUUCUCUACAACAUACAUUUCUGACUCCUUGUGCGGAUUUGUUUCUACAUCCUCUUAAUUCUGUUCCACUGCUCUACAUGUCCAUUUUUGUCAGUACCAUGCUGUUUUUGUUACUAUGGCUUUGCAGUAUAAUUUUAAAAGGAAUGUUGUGAUUCCUCCAACCUUGUUCAUUUUGCUUAGAAUUGCCUUGGCUAUUUGUUGGUCACAUUCCCAUAUGCAUGUUGGGAUUAUUUUUUCUAAUUCUAUAAAGAAUGUCAUCAGUUUACUGAUUGAGAUUGCACUGUAUCUGUAGGUUGCUUUUGGUAAUAAUGACCAUUUUGACUUUCUUAAUUCUGCCACUGAUGAGCAUGAGGGGAUUGAGAACACCUUUCAGUGUUCCAAAAUUUUCGUUGUAGAGAUUGUCCCCCUAUUUUGUUAGGUUUAUCCCUUGAUAUUUUAUUUGAAGCCAGUUUCUCAGCUAGUCCAUUUUUGGUGUAAAGACUGAUCCUUUAC